UUUCUCAUGUCAGGGGAAUGAACCGGAAGAAGUCAGAAGGAAAUCUUAAAUGAGAGUAUAGGUCAAGUAGUACAUCAAAUUAAAGGUCUUUAUUAGAAAAGUACAAUAUUGCAAAUCCGUAUCUUUUACACUGUAUUUUCUUUGCUAAUUGUUGUUUCUUGACCAUUGUGGGAGAUGGCAUGUCUCCAAACAUCUAUAUGUGACACUCUUCUCGAGUUGCCUUGUCAUAAAAUGGUAUCUGCACUUAUCACCAGUGACUAUUUUUGAAUAAUCUGAUGAACACUAUUGAAGGAGUGAAAAAUGGAAGAGGACCAAGAUUGGGAUGCUGAAGCUGUUGCCGUUAUUAAAGACAUCAAACCUCACGUCAAAGACAUCCGAGUGUCUUCAGUGGUUCCAGCCAGCAAAGGGAUCUGCUUGAACAUCACAACGUUGGAAGGCCAGGACUUGUGUGUGUUACUGGGCCCUUCUGGGUUUUCCUUGGUUGGAAAGGUCCAUGAUAAUGUUUCCUUAGAUCAAACUAACCAAGUGUUCUACGAGACCCCAUAUGCUUUUCUAAGUUCUGUCAGUCCGAGUUAUAAUCAGUCUUUUGGAAAUUUGCUUAUCAAGAAACUUAAUGAACUAAAAGAAGCUAGCUUGAAUGAAUGUGAUGAACAUGAAUAAAAUCUCCAGAGACUAUUACUGUGAUUUAUUAAUUGUAACAAACAACUGCCUAUCGAUUUUAAGCAAUAUUUUUGAAUAAUUUUAAAUGUAUAAAUUAGUUUUGAAUUUGUUUUCCUGUGUUCCUUAACUAAGAGUUUAUCACCCAAAGUAUAUAACAGGUCAUGUUUCGUGUGUUCUGUAGGGUAACUAUGUGCUAAACAUAAUAAGGUCUUUUUCGCUGCUUCCCGAGUAGCAGGAAAUUCAGGAUAAUUAGUAACAGAUUGUGCUCUUCUCCUGGUGAGAUUAUGAAGCAGAAACUGAAGGAUCGAGGGCGGUCUUUAGCUCAUCCUUUGUCAUUUUUCACAAGAACAGAGAAUAGGGUCUAGCCCACAUAGGUUGAUGUUGGUAAAUGGGCAAUGAAUUCCCAUGUUUAGGCGUACCAAAUUUUCUUUCAGACUAUAGGAGCUUAAUUUACUCCAAAUCAUCAUCAUUCACAGUAAGCUAAACCAUUCAUUCAUCCACAUCUAAGCAGUCAGACAUUCACUGAAUUGCCCGGACAUUUGAUUUAGUUUUAGCUGUACCCCGUGUAAGUUUUAUUGAACAGAUAUAAACCAACUAGAAGUGGACAGUCAUAUGGGGGUACUGCUCUGAAAAUAACAUGUGUUAAUGUUAAGUAGAUUAACAGUUCUCUAGAUACAUUUCUGUGAUUUGGGAACUUAGUGGGCUGUGAAUGACCUACUAAUAUUUAAUGUAGAAUCUUGGAGCAUUGGAAAAAAGGUUUAUUGUACUAUCACUAGUAUAAACGAAUACAACAUUUUCCAAUAUAAUUUUUUUUUAUUUUGUGCAAGGCCUUUCUGAAUCAAAGAUUCCAUCA
Molecule: messenger RNA, 1513 nt
Organism: Homalodisca vitripennis (glassy-winged sharpshooter)
Lineage: Eukaryota; Metazoa; Arthropoda; Insecta; Hemiptera; Cicadellidae
Product: GSK3-beta interaction protein
Exons: 2
Coding region: 301-660 (119 amino acids)
Biological process (GO): regulation of canonical Wnt signaling pathway
Cellular component (GO): cytoplasm
Molecular function (GO): kinase regulator activity; protein kinase A binding
Source: RefSeq, a predicted model, not a curated record